CCACUCAGGAUGUGAGGUGCCAGGGCAUGCCAACUCACUGGAUAAUUGGAAAGAACGCAAAACACAACAGGAUGUUUCGCUUCCGGCUGCUUCCUGCUGCCUCGGUGGGGCUGGCCGUUGUGUCCCGACGGUAUCACGGCUUUACCAACCCAGCCCCCAGCCGUCGGAGACUGAUGAUGGCCGCGCUAGUUGGAGUGACCGCUGCCUCGGCCAGCACUGGACUGAUGUGGAAAAGAGCCAACGCGGAGGCAGCCUCCUCGGUGAAGCACUCCCCCAGGUCAGAGCGCAGUGACCCGUUGGAUGAGGAGCCUGUGAAGGGGGAGGAGUUAGAUGAUGACAAGGCAAUGGAGUCGAGCGGAGAGGAGGGGCAGCCUGAGGGGAAAAAGAAGAAACCGCGAUCUGGCUUCAGGGAUCGCAAGGUAAUGGAAUACGAGAACCGUAUCCGCGCCUACUCCACUCCUGAUAAGAUCUUCCGAUACUUCGCCACGCUGAAGAUCAUCAGUGAGCACGGAGAUUCGGAGGUCUACAUGACCCCCCAAGAUUUCGUCCGGUCGAUCACGCCCAACGAGAAACAACCAGAGAAUCUGGGGCUGGAUCAGUUCUUGGUAAAGAGAUACGAUGGGAAGAAGCUUUCCCAGGAGCGAGAGAAGUUUGCGGACGAGGACAGUAUAUUUCACAGUCUGGGCGAGUGCGGGCUCAUCUCCUUUGCGGAUUACAUAUUCCUCACCACCGUUCUCUCCACUCCUCAGAGGAAUUUCGAAAUCGCCUUCAAGAUGUUUGAUCUGAACGGAGACGGGGAAGUAGAUAUGGAGGAGUUUGAACAGGUGCAGAGCAUCAUUCGCUCGCAGACCAGCAUGGGAAUGAGGCACCGGGACCGCUCCACCACGGGAAACACCCUCAAAACGGCCUUCAGCUCCGCACUCACCACCUACUUCUGAGCGGACCUCAAGGGCAAGCUGACCAUCAAGAACUUCCUGGAGUUCCAGCGCAGACUGCAGCACGACGUCCUGAAACUGGAGGUGACUCGGCGCCUGCAGCUUUCAUUCAUUUCAUCAGCAAUGUGUUUUUCUUAUAUAGCACAGUAUCUCAAAGCCCUUGGAAUAACAUUUGACGAGGUGGAGAAUUUCUUUACCUUCUUGAAGAAUGUGAACGACGUGGACACAGCACUGAGUUUUUACCACAUGGCUGGAGCCUCCAUCGAUAAAGCAACGAUGAAGCAGGUUGCCAGAACUGUGGCGAAGGUGGAGUUGUCUGACCAUGUCUGUGACGUUGUCUUUGCACUGUUUGACUGUGACGGCAAUGGAGAGCUGAGCAACAAGGAGUUCAUCUCCAUCAUGAAGCAGCGGCUGAUGCGCGGUCUGGAAAAACCCAAAGACAUGGGCUUCACGCGACUCGUGAGAGCCAUGUUCAAGUGCGCGCAGGAGACCGCCUGGGACUUCACCAUGCCCAAGCAGCAGUAGAGGACAGAAGAGAGAGGAGUAACCAAACUAAAGGACUGGGGGGGUUGCUAUGGGAGGUCCCAUUCAGCAAGAUGGGGAGGGUUUUUAGAUUAAACGUUUGAUUUUUCGGUCAUUUUAAUUCUUGUUAAAUAAUAAAGCCAUACAAUGCAUCUUAAUUUCCGUACCCCUGGGAGAAAAGAAAAAGGUAAAAGCUAGAAAAGGGUUUCAAGGGUGUAGCUAAAAAUACAGGAGCAGGGAAAAAGCUUUUUCCUUUUUAUUUCAAAUAAAUACAUUUUUAGUGGUCGCCAAUUUUUAUUGUUUUCUCCCCAAUUUUUAGUAAUGCAGGCACCUGGCCAGACCACGGGUUGCUGGUGCGCGGUGAGCCGAGGACACCCUGGCCGACCUAGCCCGCCCGCCCUCCCUCCCCCCUGGGAGCUCGCUCGUGUCUUCAGUCGGCAAAGGAAUAGCCUAGACUCGAACCGGCGAUGUCCAGACUAUAGGGUGCAUCCUGCACUCCACAUGGAGUGCUUUUACUGGAUGUGCCACUUGGGAGCCCCUAGCUUUUCUUUUUUAGAAAAUUCCUGUAUUUUGUAAUAACGCAAACAAAAAAGUUGAUGUUGUCUUUCAAUCCACAGAUCUCGUGCUGUUUUUUAAAUCUUAACUACAUCCCAGCCUAUAUAUAUAUUAAUAAUAAUAAUAAUAAUAAUAAUAAUAAUAAUAAUAUGAGUGUGCUGCUGAAACUUGCUUAUAAUUGAAAAGUUGUUUUGCUUUUGUGUAUUUUUUUAAUGUGCUCUGCUAAAGCGAAUGUCAUUUUAAAAUAAGGCUUUGGCACACAUGAUUGCUGAGGGUUUUUUUUUUUUUUGUUGUUGUUGUGUGUGUCUACCUUUGUCUCUCUGGCUUUAGGGAAAUCAAAAGCUUUCAGUAAUAUGUACAGCGAGAUGCACAUAAACUAGGGAAAGCAAGCCCCAGUGAAAAAUAUUACCACCUAGAAAAAGAAAGUCAUUUGCAUAAAAUGACAGCCAAGAAAUGUGUUUGCUCUGGGUGAGGGACUACCUUGCAACUUUUAAAUCAUUGCUCUGCGAUUGCAAGAAGGUUACUACACACAUGGCAUUUGUAAUUGUUGAACUUUGUGGUUAAUUAUAUAUAUAUUUGCUUUUGCACAAUACUAAGCGUUCCAGGCACGUCUGUAAAAGGUGUGUUACAUGAAUUCUCCUUCAUUCUCUCUGUGUCGUGGACCUUUUUGUUUUUUAAUACAUUUUCUUCAAAUUUAAAAAUCUCUGAAGAUACAACACUAUUGAUACGUCUGCUCGUUCAUGUUAGUCCACAGCUCUUAAUGCCCGUGCCGCCUUUGCUGGGCAGUCUCUGGUUAAACACCAUAGACCACAAUUAGUAUUCUUUCUCUACCUUUUUUUAAAUGUAACUUUAGGCAAGGUUAGUGCUAAGUGGGGUCUGUGACACAAGCCAUUAGCAUGCAGCAAGUCAGAUAUUCACCAAAAGAAAAAGCAAUGAAUAAAUAAUGAACUAAUUAUGCAUUAUAUAUUAAAGAGAAGAUAUCCCCCUGUACACAUUAUUAAUUUGCUAAAAGGAGCAGGUCUCCACUGUAAGAAUGUCUCAGGAAAUAUAAAACAGAAAUGAACACUUUUAAACACCCUUCCUUUUACCUGUGUGAAUUUAGUAUACAUGCUUUCAGAUGAGAUUUCCCACAAUGCUCUGGCGCUCUGGAAUGCUUUGCCAGGGAUCAUCAGAAAGGCUGAAUUCCUGGCAAAGCUUAAGGUUUGUUUGUUCUCAAGCCUUUGGAAUGUGAAAUACAUUUUGUUUUUAUUUUGCUUUUAUUCUUUUUAUAUAUUCGGUCAUGUUUUACAGGCCUUUUUACUUUUUUGAAUGUCACGUGGUUUGAGGAUGGCUUUCCUAUGAAAGGCGCUACAUUGAUUACAUUUGAUUGAGGUUGAGCAGGGAACAACAGCAUUAGCCCGAUAGCCCUGCAGUAAUAAUGUCAGGCUGGAUAGUUCCUGAUGGAACCCAUGUCUUUCUUAAUUAGUGGCAACCAAACAUUUUCUCUCAACAGAUUCCAGAAUAAGACCUUUGGGUGUGUGGUGAAUUGAGGUAUAAUUUAUUUUCCAAUAAAUUAUACCUUGUGUCACUUGUGUAAAUAUUACAUUUAGAUGCAUGUACUGUUAAAUAAAAAAAAAAUGCUUCUUAGCAA
Acipenser ruthenus (sterlet) is the source of this 3642-nucleotide messenger RNA. RefSeq names its product calcium uptake protein 1, mitochondrial. NCBI's taxonomy places the organism in Eukaryota, Metazoa, Chordata, Actinopteri, Acipenseriformes, Acipenseridae. Gene Ontology annotation, biological process: mitochondrial calcium ion homeostasis; calcium import into the mitochondrion. Gene Ontology annotation, molecular function: calcium ion binding. Gene Ontology annotation, cellular component: uniplex complex. The record is from RefSeq and is a predicted model, not a curated record.